This is a messenger RNA of Ricinus communis (castor bean), 984 nucleotides long. RefSeq lists its product as uncharacterized. Bases 1 to 984 code for a protein of 327 amino acids. Lineage: Eukaryota; Viridiplantae; Streptophyta; Magnoliopsida; Malpighiales; Euphorbiaceae. The transcript has a single exon. The record is from RefSeq and is a predicted model, not a curated record.
AUGUUGGCUGAGAGACAACCAGGAACACUCCUCAAUACCAUAGAGUCAAACCCGAGGGAGCAUGUCAAGGAUGUCACCUUGAGAUCAAGUAAGCAGUUAACUAGCUCUUUACCUAUGGCUGAUCAUGAUAUUAUUGUGCAAGAUGAGCCAGCCAGAGAGGAGCCCGAAACUAAGGUGACAAAGCUUACACAAACCGAGGAUAAGAAGAAGAGUCCUCUGAGACAAUACCGGCCGCCAAUUCCAUAUUCUACCAUGUUGAAGCAGCAAAAGGUUGAUCAACAGUUUGGUGAAUUUUUAGAUUUAUUUAAACAGCUGGGGAUUAACCUAUCUUUUGUUCAGCCUAUAUCACAAAUGCCUAGGUAUGCGAGAUUCUUGAAGGAGAUUUUAAGCAACAAAAGGAAGCUAGAGGACUUGGGGCUAGUGACACUAAAUGAGGAGUGCUCAACCAUUCUUCAAAUCAAGCUGCCAGUAAAGAGGCGUGAUCUAUGGAGUUUUACUGUUCCCUGUAUUAUUGGUGAUUUGCAUAUUAGUGAUGCUUUAGUUGACUUAAGAGCUAGCAUCAAUUUAAUGCCUAGUAGUUUUUUUGAAAAAUUAUGUUUGAGUGAGCCAAAACCCACUAGGAUGAGCAUACAGUUAGCGGAUAGGACUAUAAAAUUUCCUAGGGGGAUAGUUAAGGAUGUACUUGUUAAAAUAGAUAAGUUUAUAUUUCCUGUUGAUUUUAUUGUUAUGGAUAUGGAGGGUGAGAGUAGCGUACCUUUAAUCCUAGGUAGACCUUUCCUUGCAACAUGUAGGACUGUUAUAGAUGUAUGUGAUGGGAAGUUACAGCUUAGAGUAGGCGAUGAGACUGUUACCUUUGACCUUAGCACUUUUAUAAGGCAUUCAUUGGACCAUGAUGAUACUGUAUAUUGUGUGGCUGUUUUAGAUGAUAUUGUGGGGUCUAAAUUGCAUGAGGUAUUACUUGAUGAUCCUUUGCAGGUGGCAUAA